This is a messenger RNA of Hydra vulgaris (swiftwater hydra), 1180 nucleotides long. Its product is annotated as torsin-1A. Gene Ontology annotation, molecular function: ATP hydrolysis activity; ATP binding. Gene Ontology annotation, cellular component: nuclear envelope; endoplasmic reticulum lumen. The record is from RefSeq and is a predicted model, not a curated record. Gene Ontology annotation, biological process: cellular response to misfolded protein. Lineage: Eukaryota; Metazoa; Cnidaria; Hydrozoa; Anthoathecata; Hydridae.
AAUUCUUAACUUUUCAUUUAGUUAUCAAAUUUAUAGAUUAUUAUUUUACUCAACUAACUUAUAAUGAAUAGUAAGUUGUCCUGGAAUAUCAUUUUUAUUUCUUUGGUUGCCGUGCAUUUUAUUGAAGCCAUAACAACAGCUGGUGUUGUUGCUGUUGGAACUUUUGCAAUAAAUGCUGUCAAUUUUUUUAUAUACAUAAGCUGCACGCAUCAAAAUCAGAAGUCCUUUGAAUAUUUAAAUGAGAAAGAUUUCUGUAAGAAUAAUGAAUGCUGCAAUGAUCAAUGGUUGAUUCAGGAUCUUUCAGGUUUGGAAAAAGAAUUGAAUGAAAAAGUGUUUGGCCAGCACUUAGCCAAUAAACUUAUUAGUAAAGCUGUUAAGUCUCAUAUUAAAAAUAAAGAUCCAAAAUCACCUUUGGUCAUGUCUUUUCAUGGAUGGACUGGAACUGGUAAAACUUUUGUUUCACAGAUUGUUGCCAAUUCUUUAUUUAAAAAAGGUAUAAAUAGUAAGUUUUAUCAAUUUAAAGUUGCAACAAUACUUUUUAAAAAUAAGAAUAAUUCAAAUGAAUACAAAGAUGAAUUAAUUGAGCUUAUUCAGAAAAAUUCAGAGCAAUGUCAUCGCAUGUUAUUCGUUUUUGAUGAGUUUCAUUUCAUGCCAGAGGGUCUUUCCGACGUUAUGACUCCUUUUUUAGACUACCACGCUGCAGUAGAUGGUCGAGAUUAUCGCAAAAAUAUAUUUAUUUUUCUUAGCAAUGUUGCUGGUGACAUGAUUAACAAUUAUAUUGUUAGACAAUAUGUAAAUAAUAGGUCUAGGGAGUCAAUUGUCAGUAAAGAUUUAGAAAAACAUAUAGCUAUUAUUGCUUUAAAUUCACAGGGUGGAUUUAAGGAUUCAAACAUCAUUAAAAGGGCAUUGAUAAACGUUUAUGUUCCUUUUCUUCCUUUGGAGAGGAAACAUGUCAAACAAUGUGCAGAAGCAGAUAUAAAAAAAAAAAAUUACAGUUUUGCAAAUUCCACUUUGGAAGCCAUUGCUGAUGAACUUCAUUAUUUUCCGGAUGAAACAUCAUGGUUUUCAGCAACAGGUUGUAAAACAGUUGCAGGAAAAGUGGAUCAAUUACUAAGUGAAUAAUAAUAAUUUAAAAUUGAGUGAAAUUUAUUAACAAAUGAUAAAAAUAAUUUAUAUGAUA